Molecule: messenger RNA, 321 nt
Organism: Saprolegnia parasitica CBS 223.65
Lineage: Eukaryota; Oomycota; Saprolegniomycetes; Saprolegniales; Saprolegniaceae
Exons: 2
Source: RefSeq, a predicted model, not a curated record
ACAAUUCAAAACCCAUUUACUUGACCAUGCGCAUUUACCACCCGUUGACCCUCGCUGCCUUGUGCGUCGUCUUGCACGAGUCGCUUGGCGCCCAGCACGCGAAUGCUCUGGCGCACCCCGAGCACCGCAACGUUGCGCAGCCCAUCAGCUCAAUGAAGCGCCACCUCCGCGGUGAUCGUCGCCACCUCGACCAUAACGUGGCGGCAGAUGAAAUCCGCAUCCCGGAUGAGGCCCUCAUCGGCGCCACCUCGGACGAUGCGGUGGGUGCCGACAACAACAACGAGAUUGAUGGCAACGAUGCCUUCGACUCCAAAGUCGAAG